AUGGCGCCCCCUAAGGUCUUUUUCACCGGUGCUACCGGCUAUAUCGGCGGCGACGUCUUCUACAAUGUCACCCAGGCCCAUCCUGACUGGGAGGCGACCGUCCUGGUCCGGAACAAGGAUAAGGCCGCCCAGCUCACCAGCAAAUACCCCAACGUGCGAGUGGUGAUCGGAGACUUGGACUCGGUCGACGUCAUCGAGGAGGAAACCAAGAACGCCGAUAUCGUCUUCAACUGCGCCGACUGCGACCAUGUCGCCUCAGCCGAAGCGAUCGCAAAGGGCCUCGCCCACCACACCCCCGAGAAGCCCGUGUGGCUGAUCCACACGUCUGGCACGGGUAUCCUGACCGUCGAAGACUUCCGCACCAACACCUGGGGUCUCUACCGGACCAAGGAGCACGACGACUGGGAGGGCGUCGACGAGCUGGUCAACAAACUGCCCGACGACUCUCUCCACCGCGACGUAGACAAGAUCAUCAUCGAAGCCGGGAAGCGCUCCCCGGACAGCGUCAAGACAGCGAUCGUCUGCCCGCCCACGAUCUACGGUCCCGGCCGCGGCCCCGGCAACCAGAAGAGCAUCCAGGCGUACUGGCUGACGGCGGCCGUCCUGAAGCGCAAGAAGGGCAUCCUGGUCGGCGAGGGCAAGAACGUCUGGCACCAGGUGCACGUUCAGGACCUGAGCGACGUCUACCGGUUACUGGGCGAUGCGGCCGUCGCGGGCGGCGGCAAAGCCACCUGGAACAACGAGGGCUACUACCUGGCUGAGAACGGGCCCUUCGUGUGGGGCGAUAUCCAGCGCGAGGUGGCUAGGGUGGCUUACGAGAAGAAGCUGAUCCCGUCCCCUGAGGUUGAUUCGUUGUCGGAUGCUGAGGUCACCGAGCUGAACAAGUUCGGCCUUUAUGCUUGGGGAAGCAGCUCGAGGGGCCAUGCGCUCCGUGCGAGAAAGUUGUUGGGAUGGUCGCCUAGCAAGCCUAGCUUGAAGGAGCUUAUUCCGGAGAUUGUGGAUAUUGAGGCGAAGGACUUGGGCUUGGUCUUUGGCACCCCUGUCAUGGCCCCAGGUGCUGGAGGAAAGAGAAAAAGAGGUGACCGAUCGUGGUCCGGCGACUCCACGCACGACGGCCAGCGGCCUUCUCCCCACCGACCGGGUGGCCUCAACAUGGCCCAACACCCACACCCCUCUCCUUCUCGCGAUUAUUCCGAAAAUACGCGUGGAAGAUCGCGGAGACAGCCAGGCCGAGGAGGUAGAGGCGGGUUUAGUCGCAGACACAGCGGGGACGGGCAUCCCCAUCCGACCGCCUCAAACAUCCCCCCGACCCCCGUCCAACCCCCUUCGCGCCCGCCGCCGCCGUUCGACUACGAAUAUGUUACGGAUAGUGUGGUGGAGGAAUGGGCCUCGACCGGGCGACAGCGACUCGUCGAGAACGGUAUCCGAGCGCGGAACGAGGAAGACGUGUCGUUGUUUGCCCUUUAUGGCAGGCUACCCCCGGUAGAUGCAGGUGCUGCCAUAAAAGAUGUUAUCGGGGCAGAUGUUGCGGCGGAGGACGUCAACAUGGACGGCCAAGGACAGGCCACGACGGCCUUAGAUCCCCGCUCACUGUUCCUGGACACCUUAUCCAUUGUCACAGAUUCUGACACAUCGAAUGUCGCGCUGAGGCCAUUGGUAUUCUCGACGGCGAUCAACCCUGCCCUUAUGCGCCUCCAGCUCGAAACACCCCUCCUUCAAUCGCUCGGACUCACAAACCUUCUUUAUCGCCAGUCCAACUACAAUCUGCUGAGAGAAGAAUCCGAGGGGUAUUCUAAGCUGCUCACCGAGUUGUUUACGACGAGCAACAACGAGCCGCCGUCAAGUGAAGUUGUCGAAGACACCUUUGAAAAGGUAAAGGCAAUGGUCGGCGCAUUUGACAUGGAUGUCGGCCGCGUCCUCGACGUCACCCUCGAUGUAUUUGCUGCUGUUCUUGUGAAGCAGUACCGAUUCUUCGUUAAACUAUUGCGCGUCAGCUCGUGGUGGCCCAAGGAUGAUAUUUUCCGCGGCUCUGGCAGAGACAACCGUGACUCCGGACUCCCCAAUUGGGCUCUACCGGGCUCUUCGGGAUGGAUCACCACAGACGAGGAGCGGCUCCAGGCAAUGCAGGCAAACGAACAUCGAGACCAUGAGUUCUGGAACAGGGUCCGGGAGAUUGGGAUCCGGGCUUUCUUCGAAAUUGGUCGCGAGCCCAUCUCCAAAGACGAGCUAAACCGUAUCCUUCCAGAGUCAAACAGUCUCUCCGAAGAGGAACUCAAGAUAAGGAAAUGGAUCGACGAGACCGGAACAUUACCACCUAAGGGAAGCAGGGUAGCCGCGCAGCUACUGGGAUUCAAGCUCCGCUUCUAUUCCUCCCGCGCUCGCUCUAAGGCGGAUGUCCUCCCAGAUAACCUCAUCUACCUGGCCGCCUUGUUGAUCAAGGUCGGCUUUAUUUCACUCCGUGACCUUUACCCCCACCUCUGGCGACCAGACGACUCCAUGGAGGCUCUCAAGGAAGAAAAGAUUCAAGAGAAGGCAGAAAGGGAGAGGGCCGCACGACCUGGUGGCGGCAUCAAUGCCCUCAUGACGGCUGGUGCUCUGUCCGAUGAUACGCUACCAGCCCCUCGUAUGCGCGAUUCGGAGGCGCGUUCGGCGACCCCUGGCAAAGAUCAAGACGCAGACAAAGCCGCGGCAAAGGCGGAAGAAGACGAAUUGCCGGAGCCGUCAGAUCAGAAGGUGCUCCUUCUCAAAAGUCUUCUGGCAAUUGGCGCCCUUCCGGAGUCUCUUUUCUUUCUAAGCCGAUUCCCAUGGCUGAUGGACACUUAUCCCGAGCUUCCCGAGUUCAUCCAUCGUAUUAUUCACCAUUGCCUGAGUAAAGUCUACGCCCCUCUGCGCCCUCCCACGUCGAUGGAUGAGUUCAAAGAACCAAAGCAGAUCAUGAGUCAAGAUCAAUCGGGCGUCCCGAAAGGUCAAAUUCGGUUGAGUCAGGCGCCCCCACCGCGAGUUCUUCGAUGGGCUCAGCUGGACAAGGAGGAUACGAAUGACGGAACCGACUAUCGAUUCUACUGGGAUGACUGGGCCGACAAUGUGCCCAUCUGCCAGUCCGUCGACGACGUCUUUGCUCUUUGCUCCUCGUUCCUCAACCUAUCUGGCCACAAAAUAGGGCAGGACCCGAGCUUAUUGGCGAAACUUUCGAGGAUCGGCAAAGAUAGCUUGAAGAAAGACGAUUCGCCGGAAAACAGAGCUCGCUGGCAGGAUCUAUGCAAGCGUCUAUUGCUUCCAUCGAUCAGUUUGACAAAAGCGAACCCGGGCGUCGUGAACGAGGUUUUUGACCUCGUGAGCUUUUUCCCGCUCGACACACGGUACAACAUGUACGCUGAAUGGUAUUCCGGGCAGACCUCUCGGCUGCCCGAUAUUAAGUCUGCGUUCGAUCAGGCACGAGCGGAAACGAAAGACGUGCUGAAAAGAUUGAGCAAGACCAACAUCAGACCUAUGGCUCGCGCGUUAGCGAAGAUUGCGUUCGCCAACCCCGGAAUUGUCAUCAACGUUGCGAUCAGCCAAAUCGAAUCCUACGAAAACUUGAUCGAGGUGGUCGUGGAAUGCGCACGGUACUUCACCAACCUCGGGUACGACGUAUUGACCUGGGGUCUGAUCAGUUCCCUUGGCCAAAAGGGGAGGAGCCGUCUGCUUGAUAAACGGCACGAAUCCAAAACUACUUCCAAGCGGCUGAUGAAGUCUCUCACGGUCUCCAAAUUAGCCGGUCAGCUGCUCAUUGCGAUUGCCCAGGAACGCUGGACUUGUGUCUUCAAGGAAUCCGAUGGCUCUGAUGAACUGAAGUUGCUGGGUAACGUUUUCGAUGAGAUCCACCGUAUCUUAGCCCAGUACCUCGAUUUGCUCCGCAGCAACUUAACCAUUGACGAGUUCGAUGCUUUCGUACCUGACCUUGCUUCUCUUGUUCGUGAUUUUGGCGUUCAGCCUGAGAUCGCAUUCUGGAUUCGCAGACCGAGUGUCGCCAAAAGGAUCGCCGAAGUCGACAGAGCAACACAGGAGGAAGCAGCGGCAGCAGCUGCUGCUAAACCCCAGGACAUCAAGGCCGAAGUGCCAGAGACUGAGACCGACAAGAUGGAGACGGCAGAUGACGGUGAACCGACAGCGACAGAAGCGCCAACUGUUAACUCCAUGGAUGUCGACAAAGAGCAGUCUCAGUCAACCGAUGCCGAUGCUGCCAAUGCAAUGGAGCAGACGACCGUGCCGAUCCCUGCUGCUGCUGAAUUGCCUCCUCUGAACCCGGUCAUACAGGAUCUUCAGGACCAAGUCAAGUCCGCUCUGCCUUCCGACAACUGGAAUGUCGUUGGGUUGCAAUUCUACGUGACCUUCUGGCAGUUGUCGAUUUACGACGUUCACAUACCCCAGAAAGCCUAUGAGGAUGAGAUAGAUCGACAGAAGAGGAAGGUGAUGGUCAUCAAUAAUGAUCGUUCUGACAUUAGCAUGGCUGGGACGCAGAGAAAGGAGCGAGAAAAGAAGCAGAUCACCCAGCUUCAAGAUCAAAUUUUGGAGGAGAACAAGGCCCACCUCAAAUCCUACGGCCAGACGCGAGGAAAGCUGCAAAAAGAAAAGGACCGAUGGUUUGCCGGCAUGCGUGGGAAGCAUGAUUCUUUGAAUGUCGCCCUCCUCGAGCAAUGCUUCUUGCCUCGUCUGCUUCUUUCUCCCAUUGAUGCGUUCUACUGUUUCAAGAUGCUGAAGGUCCUUCAUACAUCUGGAACUCCGAAUUUCCGGACAGUUGGUCUAUUAGAUCAACUUUUCCGGGAGCAAAGGCUCACUGCGCUGAUUUUCCAGUGUACCUCGAGGGAAGCAGACAACCUCGGGUGCUUCCUGAACGAGAUCCUGCGUGACCUCACCCGCUGGCAUGCAAGCAAGGUUGUCUACGAAAAGGAGGCCUUCGGAAACAAGAAAGACCUCCCCGGGUUCGCCAUGAACGUGGACCCCGAGGGGAAGCCUACAAUGUUCCUGGAGUAUGAGGACUUUCGCCGAUUGCUGUACAAGUGGCACCGCCUUAUAGCCGCCGCAUUGAAGAUUUGUCUUAAUGGUGGAGAGUAUAUGCACAUUCGCAACGCUAUCAGUGUGCUCAAGGCGAUCGUCCAGCAUUUCCCAGCGGUCAACUGGAUCGGUCGCGACAUGCUAACGAGCGUGAACACUUUAAGCCAACAGGAUGAGCGGGAUGACGUGAAGAUUCCCGCCGCCUCACUAAUUGGGGAUCUCAACCGGCGGGAGAAGAAAUGGAUGCUUCCCCAGGAAUUUAUGAUCACCAACCAGCCACUUGCAGUAGGUAAAGGCAAGAACGAUUCUACAAGUGGCAAGUCCGGGACUCCACGCCCUAAGUCUACCACACCGGCUCCACUGAACGCUGCUGCGACCGAAUUCCAGCCUUCAGCAGCCAACGAGUAA
Aspergillus campestris IBT 28561 is the source of this 5442-nucleotide messenger RNA. RefSeq names its product putative THO complex component (Rlr1). Gene Ontology annotation, cellular component: THO complex part of transcription export complex. Gene Ontology annotation, biological process: mRNA export from nucleus; mRNA processing. The transcript is spliced from 8 exons. The record is from RefSeq and is a predicted model, not a curated record. Bases 1 to 5442 code for a protein of 1813 amino acids. Gene Ontology annotation, molecular function: mRNA binding. NCBI's taxonomy places the organism in Eukaryota, Fungi, Ascomycota, Eurotiomycetes, Eurotiales, Aspergillaceae.